GACCGACCUGGAAUCAGAUAUUGCACUUUUUUUCUUCUUCACUUCCUUUUCCUUUCUUUUCCCACGAAAAGUUUCUUUUUUUUUUUUCUUUUUCUUUCCUCCCAAACAGCCCCGAUUUUCACGCGGAUAUCUGAAAAUCUCUUAAGUUUUACUCUUUCUGUCCGAUCCAAACAACAAUAUCGGAAAACUCAUUCAAAAAAUCCCUGAUUUGAUGGUCAAUGAAUAAAUAUGGGAGAAGAAGUGAAGAUGAGUGAAUUUGAAGCUAAAGGCGGAGACGAUGAAGAAGCAACCGCAACCUCCAUCGCUGCCGUCGUUGACGAAAGGGUUCUGGAAUGGGAGAUGGGAUUACCGAACUGCGAUGAUUUAACUCCGUUAUCUCAAUCCUUAAUCCCACCGGAACUCGCCUCCGCUUUCAGUAUCUCGCCGGAACCUUGUCGGACCGCUCUCGACGUCAGCCGCGCUUCUCACAGUACGCUCUUUUCCAUCCGCUCCAUUGGGGUUCACUCCACCACCGAUAACAAUAACAACAACAAUAAUAACAAUUUUCGUUCUUUUAGUGACUCGAUGGUAGUUGAACCGGAAGGGGAGGGCUCGGGGUCGGGUUCCGGUUCCGGAUCCGACCCGAAGAAGAUGAGGAAGAUGGAUAUUGCGGAGGAAGCGGAUUCAGCGGUUAGGACAACGGAGGAUUCGGACGAUCCAUCAGCGAGGACAUUGAAACGACCACGUUUAGUGUGGACGCCUCAACUGCACAAAAGAUUCGUUGAUGUGGUGGCCCAUUUAGGGAUAAAAAACGCGGUUCCCAAAACGAUCAUGCAGCUAAUGAACGUCGAAGGCUUGACCCGAGAGAACGUGGCCAGUCAUUUGCAAAAAUAUCGGCUUUACUUGAAAAGAAUGCAAGGGUUAAGCAACGAAGGCCCAUCGGCUUCCGAUCAGCUGUUUGCAUCAACGCCGGUGCCGCAGAGUCUUCAUGAGAGUGUAAACGGCGGCGGAGGAGGAAGUGGUGUUGGUGGUGGUAGUGCGAAUGGGAAUGGGCAUGUGGGGAUGGCUAUACCGAUACCUUAUGGGGCACCGAUGAUGCCGGUACCGAUGCCGAUGUAUGGUCAUGUGGUGACGCAUCAAGGAGGGUAUCAUCAUCAGAAUGGGUAUGAAGCGAAUUCGUAUGGGAUGAUGCAGCAGAGAGAUUGGUCUGGUGGGAAUAAAUAUGGGUCAGUAGCGUCGUAUCCCCAUCAUAUGGCUCUCAAUGAUAAUUUAAAUUAGCUGGAUUUUUGUACAAAGGAGGUUUCCCUUGUGGUUCGCUAGUUCUACAGCUUGCUGCCAACUAAGGAUAACAAAGGAGCACAUGAUGUCUGUAGAUACACUGCUAUUGCUGGAGUAGAACUGCCACA
This is a messenger RNA of Durio zibethinus, 1385 nucleotides long. Its product is annotated as transcription factor LUX-like. Lineage: Eukaryota; Viridiplantae; Streptophyta; Magnoliopsida; Malvales; Malvaceae. Gene Ontology annotation, molecular function: DNA-binding transcription factor activity; DNA binding. Gene Ontology annotation, cellular component: nucleus. Gene Ontology annotation, biological process: regulation of DNA-templated transcription. The record is from RefSeq and is a predicted model, not a curated record.